This is a messenger RNA of Spinacia oleracea (spinach), 1981 nucleotides long. Its product is annotated as pectinesterase. Lineage: Eukaryota; Viridiplantae; Streptophyta; Magnoliopsida; Caryophyllales; Amaranthaceae. The transcript has 2 exons. Bases 139 to 1860 code for a protein of 573 amino acids. Gene Ontology annotation, molecular function: pectinesterase activity; enzyme inhibitor activity. The record is from RefSeq and is a predicted model, not a curated record. Gene Ontology annotation, biological process: cell wall modification.
UCUUUGUGUAUAUAUAUACAAGUGGCUUAAUUAGUUUCUCCACUUCCAUAUAUAUAACUCACUCACUCUCUAGCUCCACUCUGCCACACACUGACACACAACCCUUCUUCCUACUACAGUCCUACACCUCAAAAGAACAUGAACAUUUCAAGAAAAACCAAGUUUAAACUAAUAAUACCAAUUUUAAUUCUUACCACGUUCUUACUAAUACUUAAACCUACCUUCAAAACCUCUCAGAAACCUCACAUUCAUCUUCAUGUUCAAAACCAUCUUCAACUUGCACAAUCCCAUUGUGAUGGCACCCUUUACCCCGACCUUUGCAUCGCCACACUCUCCACCAUUCCUCACCUUCAUAAGAAGUCGUUAACAGAGAUCCUCCGCUACACUAUUAGUGUUACCGAGGCGAUAGUCCGUACGUCCACCGCCAAUGUAUCGGGCCUCGAAUCCGGCAACCGACACUCAUUGAGUCGGUUACAGCACAAUGCAGUGAAGGACUGCCUCGAGCUCCUAGGUGACACGACGGACCAGCUCGAGACAGUCCUUGACGAAACAGCAAACCAGUGUGGCCCGACCCGUAAUAUGACCAAUUGUCUCACCUUUUUGAGCGCGGCCAUGACAAACCAGUACACCUGCCUGGACGGGUUUGCCAUAGGGUCGAACAGGACCAUACGACAACUCAUCCAAACAGGCAUUUACAACAUCUCACACCACGUCAGCAACUCCCUCGUCAUGCUGAAGAAGAUCCGUGGGCCCCGCCACUGCAAACAUAAGCAUAAGACAAUGUCGUUACCUUACGAUGAUCUCGACGAUGUUAACGGACUCGAUCGGGCUGGGUUUCCGGGCUGGAUGAAGAAGAAGAACCGACGGCUGUUGCAGACAGCUACUCCACCUGGGAACGGAACGACUACCCGUGUGAACUUAGUGGUGGCAAAGGACGGUUCUGGUAAUUUCAAGACAAUUGGGGAGGCGGUGGCGGCGGCUCCGAAUAAGAGUGCCACACAGUUCGUGAUAUACAUAAAGGCCGGAGCUUAUUUUGAAAAUGUGGAGGUUGACAAGAAAAAGACAAAUAUAAUGUUCUUAGGAGAUGGAAUUGGGAAGACGCUCAUCAAGGCAAAGAAUAACGUUGUUGAUGGAUACACAACUUUUAGGUCUGCUACUCUUGCUGUAGUUGGAGCUGGCUUCAUAGCGAAAGGCAUAACAGUAGAAAACUACGCAGGAGCAGCAAAACACCAAGCAGUUGCUCUAAGAAGUGGAUCAGAUCUCUCUGCAUUCUACCAAUGCAGCUUUAUAGGCUAUCAAGACACCUUAUACGCUCAUUCGCUACGACAAUUCUACAGGGAGUGCGACAUUUAUGGGACGGUAGACUUUAUAUUUGGUAACGCGGCUGUUGUGUUCCAAAACUGCAACUUAUAUGCUCGAGAGCCACUUUCGAACCAAAAGAACAUCUACACUGCUCAAGGCCGAGAAGACCCAAACCAAAACACUGGAACUUCCAUCUUAAACUGUAAAGUGGCGGCAGCAGCUGAUUUGGCAGCUAAUAAGACUGCUUACAGAACAUUCCUAGGACGGCCUUGGAAGGAAUAUUCUAGAACGGUCUUCAUGCUGUCGAAUAUGGAGGAUGUUGUUGAUCCUGCUGGUUGGUUGGAGUGGGAAGGUGAUUUUGCAUUAAGCACACUCUAUUACGGUGAAUACAAUAAUAGAGGACCUGGGGCGAAUACUAGUGGAAGGGUUACAUGGCCAGGUUAUAGAGUCAUCAAUACAACUGAUGCAAGCACCUUUACAGUGGGAAAUUUCAUCUUAGGUGGUGAAUGGCUUACUCCUUCUGGUAUUCCCUACUAUCUCAAUUUGACUAGUAAUUGAUCGACAUUCAAAUUUGGGGUUUUGGUCUUUUGCCAAAUCGAAACAGUGUCAUUAUUUGAGCCAUUUGUGCUUGAUUUCAAUUACCAUAUAAGAAAGGUUCUGCUCAUGAGUUUUCACUUCA